Ilex paraguariensis (yerba mate) is the source of this 1629-nucleotide messenger RNA. The record is from the annotation of a GenBank genome assembly. NCBI's taxonomy places the organism in Eukaryota, Viridiplantae, Streptophyta, Magnoliopsida, Aquifoliales, Aquifoliaceae.
AUGGCAAAAUACUUCAAUGAGAAGUCCAAUAUCUCUGGAAUUGUCCCACUCGGAAGCUUCAAUGCUAUGUUCAAUUUCACUGGCUCUUGGCAACUUGAUGCAGCAGCUACAAAAUCCCUUGCAAUGAUUGGAUAUGUCAUUCAAUUAUUUACAGUGGAAUUAGUGAAAUCAAACUUAGUUUUGCAUGAUGAAGUCAAGUGUGCUGUUCCUUACUCUUGGGAUCCUGCAUCCUUGGCAAGCUUUAUCGAAAAUUAUGGCACCCAUAUUGUUACCUCAGCAACUGUUGGUGGAAGGGAUGUAGUUUAUGUCAGGCAGCACCAGUCAUCUCCUCUGUCUGUGUUAGACAUUGAGAAUUAUGUGAAAGACAUUAGAGAUCAGAGGUUCUCGGACUUGAAAAGCCAGCCAAGUGCUGGCCCUUUGAAAUACAAAGACAAGGAUGUUACGGUCAUAUUCAGAAGAAGAGGAGGUGAUGAUCUUGAGCAGAGUCAUGCCAAGUGGGCAGAUACUGUGCAAACGGCACCAGAUGUUAUCAAUAUGACUUUUACUCCCAUUGUAUCUUUGCUUGAAGGCGUUCCGGGAAUAAAGAAUUUAACACGUGCAAUUGAGUUAUACUUGGAGUACAAGCCACCUAUAGAGGAUCUACAGUAUUUCUUGGAUUUUCAAAUUGCUCGAGUUUGGGCUCCAGAACAGAGUAACCUUCAAAGAAAGGAGCCCGUGUGUUCAUCACUUCAGUUCAGUUUGAUGGGUCCCAAGCUUUAUAUAAGUCCAGAUCAGGUGACAGUUGGGCGUAAGCCAGUAACUGGACUUAGGCUCAGCCUUGAAGGCAUCAAGCAAAACCGGCUUGCUAUCCAUUUGCAGCAUCUAGUAUCUCUUCCUAAAAUUCUUCAACCCCACUGGGAUGCACACAUGGCGAUAGGAGCACCCAAGUGGCAAGGUCCUGAGGAGCAAGACAGCCGAUGGUUUGAACCAAUCAAGUGGAAAAAUUUCUCCCAUGUCAGUACUGCUCCGAUAGAGCAUACUGAAACAAGCAUCGGAGAUCUCUCUGGUGUGCACAUUAUCACGGGAGCUCAGCUUGGUGUUUGGGAUUUUGGUGCCAAAAGUGUUCUACAUCUAAAACUCCUCUUUUCCAAAGUACCUGGUUGUACAAUCAGGCGAUCGGUAUGGGACCACAGCCCUUCCAACCUUUUGACUACACAAAGGCCAGAUGGUUCUUCUACAUCAGUUUCAAAUGAGAGAAGCUCCGAUGAUAGAAAAGGGGACACUUCAGGCCAACAUGGAAAACUGGCAAAAAUUGUGGACAUGUCAGAAAUGUGUAGGGGACCUCAAGAUAUUCCAGGUCACUGGUUGGUUACAGGGGCUAAGCUUGGUGUAGACAAGGGGAAAAUCGUUCUACGCGCAAAAAUGACUAAUUUGCAUCUGUUGUGGAAGAACCAUGCUGCUUAUAAAAAUGUCUACAUUGCAGGGGCCCAAUUCAUCCGCACUCUUCAGACCAGUAGCUUUGUUCAGUAUCUUCUGUCGAUUGUCAGCUUGUUCAGGCGACUUCAGAGGAUUCAGCUGACCUCAGAGGAUUACAGUAUGCUUCUUCUCUGCAGCGAUUACAGUCUGUUUUCUAAGGUCAAAUUACUCUAA